This is a messenger RNA of Sparassis crispa, 960 nucleotides long. Its product is annotated as Syntaxin-like protein. The transcript has 9 exons. NCBI's taxonomy places the organism in Eukaryota, Fungi, Basidiomycota, Agaricomycetes, Polyporales, Sparassidaceae. Gene Ontology annotation, cellular component: SNARE complex; endomembrane system; plasma membrane. The record is from RefSeq and is a predicted model, not a curated record. Gene Ontology annotation, biological process: exocytosis; vesicle fusion; intracellular protein transport. The coding region runs from base 1 to 960 and encodes 319 amino acids. Gene Ontology annotation, molecular function: SNARE binding; SNAP receptor activity.
AUGGCUCGUGACAGACUUGCGGCCCUUAGGGCCCAGAGACAACAAGAACAACAAGAACAACAAGAGCAAGGAGGCGCGCCCCAGGCACACGAAAUGUCAGGCUUGCGUUCUCCUGAUAUUUUGAUACCCGCGACCCCUCCAGCUGGGAACGGGGUCACUGACCCAAUGGCCGCAUUCUAUGAGGAGGUGUCUUCCAUUCAAGAUUCAAUUGCUACUUUCAGCGCAAACGUAGCUCGCAUCGGUGACCUCCACUCGCGGACACUGAAUUCCACCGAUGACGGCGCGAGCCACCAGAAUGCUGCACUCCUCGACGACCUGAUCGCCCAGACGCGUGAUUUGAGCAAUAUUUUAAAGCAGCGGAUCCAAGCAUUGGCAGCUGCACCCUCGGCGCGUCCACAGGACUCGCGCAUUAGGAAGAACCAGACUGGACUCUUGCGAUCCAAGUUCGUUGAGGUGCUACAGAAUUACCAGCAGGUGGAGCGGGAUUACCGUGCACGGUACAAGCAACGUGUCGAACGGCAGUUCAAAAUUGUGAAACCUGAUGCUACACCGGAGGAGGUCAACGAAGUGGUGAACGACACCGAUGGGCGAGGUGAACAGGUUUUCGCGCAGGCGCUUUCGGUGUCGACGCGAUAUGGCGAAUCGCGAGCCGCUUAUCGGGAAGUGCAGGACCGCCACCAGGAUAUACGCAGGAUUGAGCAUACACUGGAGGAGCUGGCGCAGAUGUUCAAUGACAUGAGUGUACUUGUGGAGCAACAAGACGAAACCAUCAACGCCGUCGACACUACUGCGGGCCAGGUCGAGGAGAACACUAAAGCCGGCUUGGACCAAACGACAAAGGCGGUCAAGAGCGCGCGCGCCGCGAGGCGCAAGCGUUGGUACUGUUUCUUCCUCGUGCUCAUCAUUCUGAUCAUUGUGGGCAUUGUCGUCGGUGUUGUCGUCGGCACAAACCAUCACUGA